This is a messenger RNA of Ictalurus furcatus (blue catfish), 3282 nucleotides long. It is a transcript of the gene lgals8a, whose product is annotated as galectin 8a. The transcript has 9 exons. Bases 112 to 1050 code for a protein of 312 amino acids. The record is from RefSeq and is a predicted model, not a curated record. Lineage: Eukaryota; Metazoa; Chordata; Actinopteri; Siluriformes; Ictaluridae. Gene Ontology annotation, molecular function: carbohydrate binding.
ACUAGGAAGUGAAAGUAAAGUCUAUCUGCGUCUCAAACGGCGACAUUAAGGAAACAUUGUAUUGCGCGGAAGCCUUUAUUUCAGAACCUACGUAGAAUCUGUGUCGUCGAAAUGUCGGUAAAACAGCCGAAGCAGAUUGUACUCAAACCGCACAUCCCCAUAGCAGUAACCAUCCUGGGGGGACUCCAUCCAGGUGAGAUGGUUCUUAUCCAAGGCUCAGUUCCAGCUGAUGCAGACAGGUUUCAGGUGGACUUCAUGUGCGGCAGUAGUUCUAAGCCCAGAGCAGACGUUGCGUUCCACUUGAACCCACGCUUUAAGAAGGACCACAUCGUGUGCAACACCCUGCAACUCGAGUACUGGGGAAAAGAAGAGAUCCACUAUCAGAUGCCCUUCAGGAAGGGGGCAGAUUUUGAGAUCAUCGUGCUGGUAGAGAAAGAUUUGUACAAGGUGGCAGUAAAUGGUGCCCAUGUGCUGGAGUAUAAGCACAGGAUAGAUCUGGCCAGGGUGGACACACUGUGUGUAUCCGGGAAGGUUCAGAUCCAGGCCAUCGGAUUCAUUCCAAGCACAAGUACUUCCGGAUCUCCAGUAGCUGUGAAGGGGAUCAGCACACAGGCGCCAGUUGUGGCGGAUGACUCAUGUGAUAUGAGUCUUCCUUUUAGGAGAAAGCUAAUAAAGGGCUUGAGUCCAGGAAACACCAUCACAGUCAAGGGCCAGAUCAUUGCCUAUGCUAACAGCUUCUCUGUGAACCUGCGCGUCGGGAACUCCGAGGACAUCGCGCUGCACUUAAACCCUCGGCUCAGAUCUGGUUUGUUUAUUCGUAACUCUUACCUGUCGGAGUGCUGGGGUCCAGAGGAGAACACUCUGCCCAGCUUUCCCUUCACUCCGGGAGAAUACUUUGAGAUGAUAAUCCUGUGCGAGGCGCAGCAGUUUAAGGUGGCUGUGAACGGCGCUCAUCAGUUGACCUACAAGCACCGCGUGCAGGACCUGAGCCGCGUGGACGAGCUGGAGAUCACCGGAGACCUGGAGCUGCUGGAUGUUAAGAUAUGGUAACCGACCCUCCUUCUGAACUCUGCAGCUUCAAAUAAAGAUGUCUAGAUUCAACUCGAUCAAAAAUCUGCUGACAUAGUGUGUGCACAGAACCAACUAGACUGGCUUUUAAAGCACAUGAGGUCACGGCUUUGGCUGUAUGAUUUAAUACCACUGCAGUUUAAUAUGUAACCACUUUAGCAUCUACUAAGCUUUUAAGAAAUAACAGUCAUGACUUAGGGAUGAGUUACUGUUUUUCGGGUUUGUGUAUCAAAAAGUUUUGCAGUAAGGAACAUUUGAACCAAUUGUACAUAAUUUUCACUGUACAUCAAAGAAAGUACUUAUCAGCCAGGACAUGUUUAGUGUCUGACUUUGGCUUUUUUGGUAUUGCACUGAAGCUACAAGGUCGAUGUGUGAUGCAAACUGCCUACUUAGUAGUUUAAUAUAUUUUUUUUAAAAAUUGCUUAUGUGGUUUCUGACACACUGUUAUUGAUAAAAAUGGACAAAGCGGCCAUUUUGAAUUCCUCAACAUGUACACUACCGGUCAAGGGUUUAGACACACUCAUUGUUUAUUAUUAUUUUUUCCACAUUUUCACAUGUUGUGAUUAAAAAAUCCAAAAUAAAUCAAAAUAAUUUAAUAUUUUAGCAUCUUCAAAGUAGACCCCCUUUUUGACUAGAAUUUCCAGAAAUGUAUUCUUGGCAUUUUCUCACCCGAUUUCUUGAGGAAUUCCCCUGAGAUGCUUUUCAAACACAAUUAAAGGAGUUCCCACCUACCCUGGACUCUUUUUGGCUGCUUUUUGGAAUAUUUCGCUCCGAGUCGUUAAAAAAAAUUUGUUUGUAAACAAAAUAUUAGUUUUUGAGAGUCGAGUGUCCACAAACUUUUGACCGGUAGUAUAGAUAGGUGUCACUUGUCAGACUCAGGAAAGCGCUUAAUGUUAGAAGGCAGACUUGUACGUUUCGGAUGAUUAUACAGUUACAUUUACAUUUGUAUGUUUAAUGAAUGAAUGAAUUAAUACAGUAUGUAUGUAGUACACAAUAAGAUGAGCGUGUGACAAUUUAGACGUGCAGUUUGCCCAGUGCUCAGCUUCCUUUAUUUAUGUGCCUCAUAGCUCUAGGGAGGAUUAUGUACAUUUAGUUUGUUCCUUGAAUAUGUGGGUCCAUGGAUAGAUGGGUAACUGAAUUCAAGACCGAAUUAACAGCCUGCCGCUCUGAUUGAAAAAAAAAAAAAACGAAAGAAAGAAAGAAAAAGGACGCCUUUUGUUUUUGAUCUCAUUUUGCUAGAAGAGGAAGACAUGUAAUACACAAGGUGAUCACGUGACCUUGAUAUAUCGACUGAUGUAUGAAAUGCAAGUUUGAAUAUGUUGUUUAAAACAUUCCUUGAGGACAUGAUAUGGAAUACCAUGUCGGAAAAUCUAGACCAGAGUAAAAAUAAAAAUAAAAAACCUAUUAUAAGCAAUCUAAUAAAGGUAAACAUAUCAAAGAAGCAUUAAAGAAUCACGCCGAUGCUGCUUCAGGCCCUGUAGGCCAGCCAUGUAGUUUACACACAUUAUGGGUGUGUGUCAGUUUUACUCCGAAUGGAUCGUUUUACGAGCAGGUUUUGUGUUUCAGUGAUUUCAAGAAGAAUCUUCAGGCAAGGCGGGAUUUAAUAUUAUCCUACUUAUUGCACUAUUGAAGAAACAAGUUUGCAGUUAGGAGUAAGUGAAGAAAAUGUUUGAAAUAAAGGAAAACCUCACAUACUUGAGGCUGAAUGCUUAAUUAACCGAUUAGCAGACAUCUCGUUUAAUGUCCACCCAGAUGUUCAGACAGAUGCAUUUGCUGUAAGUGUGUCAGGAAGCCCUCGAGAUCGAAGGGCAAAUUUCAGUUCAUCAGCAGCCUGUAGUGUACGCAGAUUUCCAUUAAAACAGUUCAUUAAAUCUGACACCAGAACGUGCCGAAACAUGCCGAAACGUGCUGGUUUGCUAGCGGCACAAUUUAAGACAAAGUGUCCUUGAAGUACCAGUGGAAAAGAAAUGAUUCCUAAUGAUUUAGGCUUUACAUAUGGAAACAUUGUACAGUCUAAUUUCAGGUUAAUAAUUAGCAAUGCAUGUUAAGAGAUUUAAUGAUCUAGUUGAUGAAUUGUUGCUCCCCCCCCCCCCAUUUAUAAUCUGUAACGUGCUGACCAAUAUAUCUAUACAAGUUACACACACGUGUAGUAUUUCUGUCCUUCUUUCUAUAAAACAUUAAUGAAAAUUUAUGAAUAAAGUGAAUGUCAGGAAA